CUCCGCCUGCGUGUGGCAGCGACGAGGGGAGCCUCGCGGCGCCUAGGGCGCGAGCGCGAGAGGAGAGGGAAGGAGGGGGAGGCAGAAAGGGAGAGGAAGGGAGUGGUUGCGAGCCGGGCUGCGGCAGCCUCUGGGCUCCUUACCGGCGGCACCAGCCCCUCCUCCUGCGCCUCGCAAGGCUGUCUCCCAGUCGCCAAGGAAAGAUGCCCUUAACCCAGGGGUGUGAAGAAGGGGGAGAAGUCGCUGCCGGAGCCGCCCGUGCCUUCGCCCGUAUCCUUUGAAUUCGGAAGAGCACUCCCCCGCCCCCCGCCAGGGGCGACGCGAGCCUCCGGCGCGGCGGCCGCGGUGCGGGUGUGAGGGAGACCCGGCUCUGCGCCCGGCGCGGCCCACGAACGACCACCGCCAUGGCCCGGGCUCGGGCGGCCAAGUAGCCGCAGCUCCCGGAGUCCGGGCGCCCGAGCCGCCCGCAGCCCGCCUUCCCACCUCCGGCCGCGCCGCGGGGUCGGGCCCCUGGGAGAAGCCGGGAGAAAAAUGAGGAGUCUUCACCGGAAUUCGUCGGAAAUAGGACUAAUUGCAAAGCCUUAAAAAAGAAGGACGUCGGGAGGAUUAAGGAAAAGCCUUCUCCGGGCUGGACUUGGCGUGCUCUGAGGCGAGGGGCUGCCUCAGGGACCGAGCCCCCUCCCUUUCCCGCUGGAGAAGUCGCCGCGGAUGCAUUAUCCAAGUGGUGGUUGGGCGGAUUUGCAGCAGAAUUUUUGGUUUUCCCUCCCCCUUCUAUACAUUCUGUUUUCUCCCCCUCCCAUAGCUAUUUUCCUUUUUCCUGGGAAGUGAGUUGCUGAUGCAAAUGGGACUUUAUUCAUUGAUGAUGCAGUCGGAUUCGUUUCAGGAUUAUGUUGCACGAAUUGAAUUUUGAAUGAAGAAGAGUUUUUUUUUUUUUUCCUUAAAGAAGUGUGGAUUCUUUAUUCGGUCGUACUUUUAAUUAUUUUAUUUAAACAGACGAUUUAAUUGUAUUCUUUUAAGAUGUAUUAAAUAUAUAUUUGAUGGCAACACCUUCCAGAUAGAUGUAUAUGGGUGAAAUUGAAGACGCUUCAAUCAAGUGAGUUUCUUGGUGUGUUGGAUGUUUAAUUCAGCACCGGCAUUACAUGACAGUUGUUUGAAUAACAAGUGGUUCAUUUUUAAAACCACACCUCUCAAAAUUUAGGCUCAAAUAAUAAUAGUCAAAAGGCAGUAUACGAAUUUAAAGGCAAACCAGCGGAAAUUGAAGCCAACAUGUCUGGCGAAGUGCGUUUGAGGCAGUUGGAGCAGUUUAUUUUGGAUGGGCCGGCUCAGACCAAUGGGCAGUGCUUCAGUGUGGAGACCUUACUGGAUAUACUCAUCUGCCUGUAUGAUGAAUGCAAUAAUUCUCCAUUGAGAAGAGAGAAGAACAUUCUUGAAUACUUAGAAUGGGCUAAACCAUUUACUUCUAAAGUCAAACAAAUGCGAUUACAUAGAGAAGACUUUGAAAUAUUAAAGGUGAUUGGCCGAGGAGCUUUUGGAGAGGUUGCCGUAGUAAAAUUGAAAAAUGCAGAUAAGGUAUUUGCCAUGAAAAUACUAAAUAAAUGGGAAAUGCUGAAGAGAGCUGAGACAGCAUGCUUUCGUGAAGAAAGGGAUGUGUUAGUGAAUGGAGACAAUAAAUGGAUUACAACAUUACACUAUGCUUUCCAGGAUGAUAAUAACUUAUACCUGGUUAUGGAUUACUAUGUUGGUGGGGAUUUGCUAACUUUGCUCAGCAAAUUUGAAGAUAGAUUGCCUGAAGAUAUGGCUCGAUUUUACUUGGCUGAGAUGGUGAUUGCAAUAGACUCAGUUCAUCAGCUACAUUAUGUGCACAGAGACAUUAAACCUGACAAUAUAUUGAUGGAUAUGAAUGGACAUAUUCGGUUAGCAGAUUUUGGUUCUUGUCUGAAGCUGAUGGAAGAUGGGACGGUUCAGUCCUCAGUGGCUGUUGGAACCCCAGAUUACAUCUCUCCUGAAAUCCUUCAAGCUAUGGAAGAUGGAAAAGGCAGAUAUGGACCUGAAUGUGACUGGUGGUCUUUGGGGGUCUGUAUGUAUGAAAUGCUUUAUGGAGAAACACCAUUUUACGCAGAAUCUCUGGUGGAGACAUAUGGAAAAAUCAUGAAUCAUAAAGAGAGGUUUCAGUUUCCAGCCCAAGUGACUGAUGUGUCUGAAAAUGCUAAAGAUCUUAUUCGAAGACUCAUUUGUAGUAGAGAACAUCGCCUUGGUCAAAAUGGAAUAGAAGACUUCAAGAAACAUCCAUUUUUUAGUGGAAUUGAUUGGGAUAAUAUUCGAAACUGUGAAGCACCCUAUAUUCCAGAAGUUAGUAGCCCAACAGAUACAUCAAAUUUUGAUGUGGAUGAUGAUUGUUUAAAAAAUUCUGAAACAAUGCCCCCACCAACACAUACUGCAUUUUCUGGCCACCACCUGCCGUUUGUUGGUUUUACAUAUACUAGUAGCUGCGUUCUUUCUGAUCGGAGCUGCUUAAGAGUAUCAGCUGGUUCCACCUCACUGGAUCUUGAUGCUAAUGUUCAAAGAACUCUAGAUAACAACUUAGCCACUGAAGCUUAUGAAAGAAGAAUUAAGCGCCUUGAACAAGAAAAACUUGAACUUAGUAGAAAACUUCAAGAGUCAACACAGACUGUCCAGGCGCUUCAGUAUUCAACUGUUGAUGGUCCAUUAACAGCAAGCAAAGAUUUAGAAAUAAAAAAUUUAAAGGAAGAAAUUGAAAAAUUAAGGAAACAAGUAACAGAAUCGAGUCAUUUGGAACAGCAGCUUGAAGAAGCUAAUUCUGUGAGGCGAGAACUAGAUGAUGCUUUUAGACAAAUCAAAGCUUAUGAAAAGCAAAUCAAAACAUUACAACAAGAAAGGGAAGAUCUAAAUAAGGAACUAGUCCAGGCUAGUGAGCGAUUAAAAAACCAGUCCAAAGAGCUGAAAGAUGCACACUGUCAGAGGAAACUGGCCAUGCAGGAAUUCAUGGAGAUCAAUGAGCGACUAACAGAAUUGCACACCCAAAAACAGAAACUUGCUCGCCAUGUCCGAGAUAAGGAAGAAGAGGUGGACCUGGUGGUGCAAAAAGUUGAAAGCUUAAGGCAAGAGCUGCGCAGAACAGAAAGAGCCAAAAAAGAGCUGGAAGUUCACACAGAAGCUCUGGCUGCUGAAGCAUCUAAAGACAGGAAACUUCGUGAACAGAGUGAACACUAUUCUAAGCAACUGGAAAAUGAAUUGGAGGGACUGAAGCAAAAACAAAUUAGUUAUUCACCAGGAAUAUGCAGCAUAGAGCAUCAGCAAGAGAUAACUAAACUAAAGACUGACUUGGAAAAGAAAAGUAUUUUCUAUGAAGAAGAAAUAACUAAGCGAGAAGGAAUACAUGCCAAUGAAAUAAAAAAUCUGAAGAAAGAACUACAUGAUUCAGAAGGCCAACAACUUGCUCUCAAUAAAGAAAUUAUGAUUUUAAAAGACAAAUUGGAAAAAACUAGGAGAGAAAGUCAAAGUGAAAGGGAAGAAUUUGAAAAUGAGUUCAAACAACAGUAUGAACGAGAAAAAGUAUUAUUAACUGAAGAAAAUAAAAAGUUGACAAGUGAACUUGAUAAGCUUACUACUUUGUAUGAGAAUUUAAGUAUGCGCAACCAACAGUUAGAAGAAGAGGUGAAAGAUCUAGCAGACAAGAAAGAAUCAGUUGCACAUUGGGAGGCCCAAAUCACAGAAAUAAUUCAGUGGGUCAGUGAUGAAAAAGAUGCACGAGGAUACCUUCAAGCCUUAGCUUCUAAAAUGACUGAAGAAUUGGAAGCAUUAAGAAAUUCUAGCUUGGGUACACGAGCAACGGAUAUGCCCUGGAAAAUGCGUCGUUUUGCAAAACUGGAUAUGUCCGCUAGAUUGGAGUUGCAGUCGGCCCUGGAUGCAGAAAUAAGAGCCAAACAAGCCAUCCAAGAAGAACUGAAUAAAGUUAAAGCAUCUAACAUCAUAACAGAAUGUAAACUAAAAGAUGCAGAGAAGAAGAACUUGGAGCUGCUAUCAGAAAUGGAACAACUGAUAAAGGACACUGAAGAACUUAGAUCUGAAAAGGGUAUAGAGCACCAAGACUCACAGCAUUCUUUCUUGGCAUUUUUGAAUACGCCUACCGAUGCUCUGGAUCAAUUUGAAGAUUCCUUUUCUUCUUCCUCAUCUUCACUGAUUGAUUUUUUGGAUGACCGCUCUCCGUCCUGUACUCCAGCUAGCAAAGGCAGACGUACUGAUCCGGUUGAGAACAUAUACGUACGGAAUCCCAGUGUAAAGGUUUACCUCCAGUCAAGGUCCACAGUGUCUUCUUCCACAUCUAGUGAAGCUGAGCCAGUUAAGACUGUAGACUCUACUCCACUUCCUGUUCACACACCAACCUUAAGAAAAAAGGGAUGUCCUGGUUCAGCUGGCCUCCCACCUAAGCGCAAGACUCACCAGUUUUUUGUAAAAUCUUUUACUACUCCUACCAAAUGUCAUCAGUGUACCUCUUUGAUGGUGGGUUUGAUAAGACAGGGCUGUUCAUGUGAAGUAUGUGGAUUCUCAUGUCAUAUAACUUGUGUAAACAAAGCUCCAACAACUUGUCCAGUUCCUCCUGAACAGACGAAAGGUCCUCUGGGAAUAGAUCCACAGAAGGGAAUAGGAACAGCAUAUGAAGGUCAUGUCAGGAUUCCUAAGCCAGCUGGAGUGAAGAAAGGAUGGCAAAGAGCAUUGGCUGUAGUUUGUGACUUCAAACUCUUUCUGUAUGAUAUUGCUGAAGGAAAAGCAUCUCAGCCUACUGUUGUCAUUAGUCAAGUGAUUGACAUGAGAGAUGAAGAAUUUUCUGUGAGUUCAGUCUUAGCUUCUGAUGUUAUUCAUGCCAGUCGAAAAGAUAUACCUUGUAUAUUUAGAGUCACAGCUUCCCAGCUUUCAUCAUCUAAUAACAAAUGCUCAAUCCUGAUGCUAGCAGAUAGCGAAAAUGAGAAGAAUAAGUGGGUGGGAGUGCUGAGUGAAUUGCAUAAAAUUUUGAAGAAGAACAAAUUCCGAGAUCGGUCAGUCUAUGUUCCAAAAGAGGCUUAUGACAGCACUCUACCCCUCAUUAAAACAACCCAGGCAGCUGCAAUUAUAGAUCAUGAACGGAUAGCUUUGGGAAAUGAAGAAGGGUUAUUUGUUGUGCAUGUCACCAAAGAUGAAAUUAUUAGAGUUGGUGACAAUAAGAAGAUUCAUCAGAUUGAACUCAUUCCAAAUGAUCAGCUUGUUGCUGUGAUCUCAGGACGAAAUCGUCAUGUACGACUUUUCCCUAUGUCAGCUUUGGAUGGACGAGAGACAGAGUUUUACAAACUGGCAGAAACUAAAGGGUGUCAGACUAUAACUUCUGGAAAAGUGCGCCAUGGAGCUCUCACAUGCCUGUGUGUGGCUAUGAAAAGACAGGUUUUCUGUUAUGAACUAUUUCAGAGCAAGACCCGUCACAGAAAAUUUAAGGAAAUUCAAGUCCCAUAUAAUGUCCAGUGGAUGGCCAUCUUCAGUGAACAACUGUGUGUGGGAUUCCAGUCAGGAUUUCUACGAUACCCCUUGAGUGGAGAAGGAAGUCCAUGCAGCAUGCUUCAUUCAAAUGACCAUACACUCUCAUUUAUUGCACAUCAGCCAAUGGAUGCCAUCUGUGCAGUUGAGAUCUCCAGUAAAGAAUAUCUGCUGUGUUUUAACAGCAUUGGGGUAUACACUGACUGCCAGGGCCGAAGAUCUAGACAACAGGAACUGAUGUGGCCAGCAAAUCCUUCCUCUUGUUGUUACAAUGCACCAUAUCUCUCAGUAUAUAGUGAAAAUGCAGUCGAUAUCUUUGAUGUGAAUUCCAUGGAGUGGAUUCAGACCCUUCCUCUUAAAAAGGUUCGACCCUUAAACAGUGAAGGAUCAUUAAAUCUUUUAGGAUUGGAGACAAUUAGAUUAAUAUAUUUCAAAAAUAAGAUGGCAGAAGGGGAUGAACUGGUGGUUCCUGAAACAUCAGAUAACAGUCGAAAACAAAUGGUUAGAAAUAUUAACAAUAAGCGCCGUUAUUCCUUCAGAGUCCCAGAUGAGGAAAGGAUGCAACAGAGGAGGGAGAUGCUACGAGAUCCAGAAAUGAGAAAUAAAUUAAUUUCUAACCCAACUAAUUUUAACCACAUAGCACACAUGGGUCCUGGAGAUGGAAUACAGAUCCUAAAAGACCUGCCCAUGCCAGGUUUCCCUUAUCCAUCCCCUCAUCAUCACUCCGGUCUGAUCUCCUCUCCGAUCAACUUUGAACACAUCUAUCACAUGACUGUUAAUUCUGCUGAAAAAUUUCUCUCUCCUGAUUCCAUAAACCCUGAAUAUUCCCCGCCUCUGCGCUCUGUCCCUGGUACACCCAGCUUUAUGACUCUGAGGAACCCUCGGCCUCAGGAGAGUCGGACAGUAUUCAGUGGCUCAGUCAGUAUUCCAUCUAUCACCAAGUCCCGCCCUGAGCCGGGUCGUUCCAUGAGUGCUAGUAGUGGCCUGUCAGCAAGAUCAUCUGCUCAGAAUGGCAGCGCAUUAAAGAGGGAAUUCUCUGGCGGAAGCUACAGUGCUAAGCGACAGCCCAUGCCCUCUCCAUCAGAGGGCUCUUUGUCUUCCGGAGGCAUGGACCAAGGAAGUGACACCCCAGCGAGAGACUAUGACGGAGAGGACUCUGAUUCUCCAAGGCAUUCCACAGCUUCCAACAGUUCCAACCUGAGCAGCCCUCCAAGCCCGGUUUCACCCCGAAAGACGAAGAGCCUCUCCCUGGAGAGUACAGACCGUGGCAGCUGGGACCCGUGAGCUGCUGUAGCACUUGGACCAGGGUGGCUCUGGCUGCCAGCUCCUCUCCAUUCGGCCCUUCUCUCACUUUUCAUCUCUUCCCUCCACCUUGGCCUGAAGCCCGAAAACGACCAGGGGCUGGUGGCAACAGCAGGGUAGGGACUCUAAGAGUUCUGACAACACACCUCACAGAUCCACACCCCCAACCUAACAGCAGCAACAAAGGCAGACUUCCUUUCAUCAGCUUACAUCAAUAUUGAUUUCAUUCCAUUCACUUAGAGUUGCUUUCAGUAAUAUUUUACUCCUCCCCUAAAAGGUAGCUUAAAUAGACAGAUUACACAAGUGUAAGUGAUAAGAAUAAGAUUAGACAGGUUCUGUUUCACAGUAGAGCCUCACUUUAGUCCUUAAACAACGCAUGGAUUCUCCGCGUCCAGAGGGGAGGACCAGCCCUGGAGCGGCCACUGAGCUCACUCAGCAACCGCAGUGAGUGCACCUGAUUGUUGCCGGGAAGUCCUUAUGAGUGAAAACAAUGCAUAUUUUACUACAAUAAAGAGUUUAAAUAAAUACAUAAAUGUAGAAGUUAAAUACUGAAUGUAUAUAGCAAAAGAAGCAUCUUGUAUUCAAUGAAAGAUGGGUGCAUAUAUGAGAAAGAGAUCAUUAAUUUAACAAAUGUGUUGUUUCCUGUCUGUCUUCCAGCUUGGUCAGGUAGAGAGUAGAAGGGCCUCAGCUGACGUAGAUAGAGGGAGAAGAGAGGACUCAGAGUCCCUUCGGUGCCCUGGUCUCGGCCCGUAGUAUGUCACGGGUGCCUGGGGAGCCUGCAGGCUUGGGUUUUGCUGGUUUGCAGGGUGGCCCAGUCACCAGAGUUUGGACAUUUGAAGCCACUUCAGCAGUGGCAUCGAAAGGUAAACUCACCUCCUCUACCCAAGACAUUUCUGUUUCUGGUGGUACAAUUUGAACCACAUGUCUCGUUUUUUAUCACAUUAUGAUAUCUUCUGCGGGUGAAUGUAGAAAUAUGAUUCUGUCACCUUCUGAUCCCUUAUGUCUCAAAGUGUACAAAGAUUUUCACAGCUUCUGAAGGCCCAUUAAAGGUCAUCAAAGUGCUUUUUUUCCUGGGCUAACCGUGUAUCUCCUUAAGUUACAAUGAGGUGUCCAUCUAAGGACUGGAGACAGUUUCUCACAGAGCACUCUGUUGAGAGCACGUAUGAGCUUUGCAGCUAAGCCUGGGAAAAAAGGGCUUUUGUUACCAAAUAAUGUAAAACCUCAAAAGCAAGGACUUGAACAGCCUUAACCAAAUCUUCUUUACCAUAGCCAGUGGAGAAUGGAUGUGAGUGACUCUAGUGCACAGGCAGGGAGUCAGCCGGGCAUGGCCGUUGUGACUGGAUUCUUCCUAGGUUGCUUUAUUGUUAUAUUUCCAUUUGAAUUCCUGCUGUUUUAAUUGCCAUAAGGAAAUGAGAUGCAGAGCCAGAGUACUUAUUUCUACAGUCAUUUCACCAGUUAAACACAUGAAUAGAACAAGAAAAAAUAAAAUUUAUCUCAUGGAAGUAAAGAGAAUCCGUCUCUUUUACUUUUCAUCUAGUUUCCUUGAGAAAUAGAAACCAUGUUUUUGCCUCCUUCUUUAGAAUGCAGCUAAAAUGAUAACAGUUCUGUAUUUGUGUCCUGGGUUGCAGUGUUUGAGCCCUGUCAUCUCACCACUGGUCCCUGGCAUCCCUCACCCUUUUGUUAGCAAGCCUGCCGCAGGCUGAAGGACCUAAGUGCUUCCCUCAAGUUCCUGCUACUUCGUGGGGGUUACAGAGAUCCAGAGAGGGACAAACGAUCCUGUUGGAAGAUAUUGCAAGAUAUUCUAAUAGAGAAUUUUAAAGAACAGCUUUUACACUUUAGCAUUCUGGAUUUGGUGGUAGCUGGCUCAGAUAUGAUUGCUUUAUUUUGGAUGAGCAUAAUACACUUCACACUUCUAAUCUACUAAAUCUUUCUCCUUUUGGAAAAGAAAUGUCUUGUAAAAGUAUUUAUGUACAUCCAAAUAUCAAGGGUUGAGCCUCAAGUUUGGCAAUUGCUAUAUGACUCUGGAAGCUUCUUAAACUUGGCACUUUGAGAGCAGGGACUGAACGAGGCAGCCAGCAUGUGGGGCGCUUGUGGCUAUCUCCCCUCCCUCCUUCUCCUACACCUCUGGUCCUCUGUCUUUCCUUCUCCUUUCUCCCAGGCAGUGGGGGUCAGACUCAGGCCAAGAGUAACAGGACAUCACAUUAAGCCAUCAGUUUGUGGCUUUGAUGAUCUAAUGAAUUUUUGUUGCCUGUGGUGCUUCUUGUUCAGACAGUGCUUUUCGAAUUGAACUAUAACCCUACUUACAGGUUAGGCUCUGGCGUAGUGAGUUGUUCUCAGCCUCUCAACAGGGCAGAUGAGAGUGCCCCUGAAGGCUUGCUGUGGCUGCCAGGCUGAUCAGGCAGCACAUUCCUGUUCAUCCCUGGGAUCAUCAACCCCAGCAGUCAACAGAGAGCAGUCCCAGGUGCGUUUAGACAGGGGGAGAAGCACUGCCAAGAAAAUCAUAUGGAGGGAAGUUUUCCCAGGAUAACAGUAGCCUGCUGGGCUUACGUCACCCUCAGGUAAGGGGACUGCUACUUUCAGAAGCUUCUGAGAAGCAUGAUUUGAAGAGAUGGGGAAUGGGUUGCAGGGAACCAGAAAAUUAAAGGAUCAUUUCAAAGGGGUCACAGAAAAAGAUCACAGAAGGGGUAUUUUUAUCAGUAUCUGAAAUCAUGCUUUGUUUUCCUGCAGGGCAUUAAAAAAAAUGGGGGCGGGGGAGCAGCAGGGAAUCAUCUCUCAGUAGAAAGAAAAAGUACUCUCAGAGGCAUUUCUGGCAUGGUAUGUCUGUGUCGCUAUUUGGUGCUCUCGAUGUCCAGCCACUUGGUUGUACACUCUUGAAAUUGGACUGAUCUUUUCAUGUGCUUUGGGUGUAUAAAAUCUCACACACACACAAAUGCAUGCAUGUCUUUUUGCCAAAAACAAGCCUUACUGUUUGUCAAGUGAUGGCUAAAGCAGAUUUCACUUCUUUAAUUAUUUUGUAUACACACACACACACACGUAAUUUAUGUUCUCCAAGGGACACAUCUGUAAGGUUAUAAAAUAUAACUUAAAAGGGCCCAUCAAUUUGGUCUUCCAACAAGUUCUUGUUCACAGUCUACAGGAGAGAACCUGAAUUUCUGUAUCUUAUUUCCUGGCUGGCUCUCACCCUCCCUCCUUCCCUAUGGGUAGAAUCAUGUUGUUUUGCCAUGAAGUGGCCACAUCCAUUACUGAGAAAAACUAGUUGUAUUUGUGUGGAAUCUCAGGUAGCACUGAAGAGCAAGGGUGAGUGGACAUCCUAAACCACCAGAGGCCGCAGGAUCCCUUGCCAGCCUUGGCAGUCAUCACAAACACUGCCGUUGCCUGGCUGCGUGGGCGUGGCUGCGGCUUCCCACCACUGUCCAGUCAGAGGCUGCUCAUGCUGCAGGUCAGAUUUUGCCCGAGUACAGGUGCCCUGGCACAACAGGGACUUCACUGGGUGCCACACUUCCCCACCUCUCCCUGGGCCAGUCCCUGAAUUAGAUAAGCCAUGUGGCAUUUCACUGAGCCCAUUUUAAAACCUCUCUCCUAGUUCCCGAGUUCUCUGUGAAGUCCAGCUAGAUAAGGAGGGUCUUGCCCCAGCAGGAGUGCUGCUUCCCCGGGUGGGCCAGGUGGGUGCAUCUUCCAUCCCUGGGACUGACCAGGAGCAAUCACAAUUACAGAGGGGACUCACUACAACAAACCCGGAAAUCUCUUAAAAAUAAAAUGACCUGCCUUUUUAUUUGAUAGUGUACUAUCAUUUAUUUUAUACAUUUUUUAGGGUUUUUUCUCAUUGUAAUAUUAUUGUACAGUUUUGCAUGGCCUAGGUGUAAUCAUUUUUUGUUUGGAAUUUAAUGCUGACAAAUCUGUGUAUGGAAGAGGUAAAAAUACUGCUCUGGCCUCUUCAUCACUCCUUAUGUUGUUUGGUUUUAUGCCCUUAAUGUCUUAGAGAACUUAAGAGAUUCUCUGCUACCAAACAAUGAUGUGGAUUCUUUUGCACAGAAAUAUUUAAAGUGGGAUAGUAAGAAUGUAACAAGACUCCUCACCAAUAUUUUGUGUUGAUAUCCCUUAAUAUUAACCAGACUUUGAUGUAUUGCAAUAAAACAGGGAACUAUUAGA
This is a messenger RNA of Oryctolagus cuniculus (rabbit), 10974 nucleotides long. RefSeq names its product CDC42 binding protein kinase alpha (gene CDC42BPA). The record is from RefSeq and is a predicted model, not a curated record. Gene Ontology annotation, cellular component: cytoplasm; cytoskeleton; actomyosin. NCBI's taxonomy places the organism in Eukaryota, Metazoa, Chordata, Mammalia, Lagomorpha, Leporidae. Gene Ontology annotation, molecular function: ATP binding; protein serine/threonine kinase activity. Gene Ontology annotation, biological process: actomyosin structure organization; peptidyl-threonine phosphorylation.